This is a messenger RNA of Colossoma macropomum (tambaqui), 877 nucleotides long. It is a transcript of the gene ndufs7, whose product is annotated as NADH:ubiquinone oxidoreductase core subunit S7. The record is from RefSeq and is a predicted model, not a curated record. NCBI's taxonomy places the organism in Eukaryota, Metazoa, Chordata, Actinopteri, Characiformes, Serrasalmidae. Gene Ontology annotation, molecular function: 4 iron, 4 sulfur cluster binding; NADH dehydrogenase (ubiquinone) activity; quinone binding. Bases 42 to 713 code for a protein of 223 amino acids. The transcript is spliced from 8 exons. Gene Ontology annotation, biological process: aerobic respiration; mitochondrial respiratory chain complex I assembly; electron transport coupled proton transport.
GGCCAUAAUCCCUGUAAGAGGAUGAAGAACCUUAGCACCGGAUGUUUCGUUAUGCAGCCAUGGCGGCCCUGGUUGCUCCUCGCCUUGCCACACUUGGCUCCUAUUCCGUAAGACCGAUUUCAUUAUUUGCUGCUCAGAACAAAGUUGUAUUCAAGAACAAGAAGGAUGAAGAUGCUAAAAGCCUGGUUCCAUUCAGAGGGAAAAGCACGGCCGUGGCAGCCAAGCCAGCCUCAGCGGUCAGCAGCAAGGGUGAAUAUGUCAUCACCAAGCUUGAUGACCUGGUGAACUGGGCACGCAGAAGCUCCUUGUGGCCCAUGACGUUUGGCCUGGCAUGUUGUGCCGUGGAGAUGAUGCACAUGGCUGCACCUCGCUAUGACAUGGACCGUUUUGGUGUUGUGUUCAGAGCUAGUCCUAGACAGGCGGACGUCAUGAUCGUUGCUGGAACACUGACGAAUAAGAUGGCUCCUGCUCUGCGGAAGGUGUAUGAUCAGAUGCCUGAGCCAAGAUAUGUCAUUUCUAUGGGAAGUUGUGCUAAUGGUGGAGGCUACUAUCACUACUCCUACUCAGUGGUCAGAGGCUGUGACAGAAUUGUCCCUGUGGACAUUUAUGUUCCGGGCUGCCCACCCACUGCAGAGGCUCUGCUUUAUGGAACACUGCAGUUACAGAGGAAAAUUAAGCGGGAAAAGAAAAUGCGAAUUUGGUAUCGGAAGUGAGGUGUGUCUGGUUGUUGGUAUCGCAAGUGAUGCGUGUCUGGCUGUUGUAAAUGUUUUAUUUAACGGUGGUCGUUUGUUGUACUUGGAAGAUCUUCUCAGGAGUUGCUCUGGAUUGAGCUCUAUCUCCUCCUCUUCAUAGUUACAAUAAAAGACUAUGCAUUGUA